AUGGCCUAUUCAGACCAAGUGACGGUAGAUAAGUCGUACUUUGAUGCGCUACUUCGCAGGGCCGAUUUUGCGACUUGCGGUCGGUGUCACGCUAACAUGCCUCGCAAGCAUACAUCUGCUCAGAUCCUCGGCCGCCAAGAUGCUGCCAGCGUCACCAUAUCCAAGGCGGACUACGAUCAUCUGCUACUUAAGCAGUCUCUCCUCCAAGGUGGCCUCACACCAGACGCGCUUGCUUUGCUUAUCAGUGGUGCAACCGAAUCGAAGCCCACGCAGCACAAGAUGGACUCCUGGGCCGACGACUACAUCGACACGCCACCUGCCUAUGCCAACCAUACCACAAGUCAUUCAGCUUCACAUCAUGCUACUGCAUGGAGAUCUGUGCCUGACAACGCAGACUUCGCCGAGGCUGAUAGCUUUAUGGACGAGCAAAAUGAUGUCGAAGCCACGCACAGCAACAACGGUGCUCCUCUGCGCACCCUAUGUCUCUCCGGCUUCGCCGCAGGUACCACAUACCGCGAUCUCGUCUCGGUCAUCAAGGGCGGGAAGCUUCUCAACAUCAGCAUGCGCUCCGAUCGAAAUGCAACUGUAACCUUUGCAGAUGGCGCCGCAGACUUCUUGGCAUGGGUCAAACGCAACGACGUCUAUCUGCAUUCAAAGCGCAUCGACUUCAAGUGGGCCGACCGUCAGUAUCAUCUCAACAACCAUAUUCAGGAUAAGCUUGCCAGUGGCGCCUCUCGAAACAUCCUCAUCCGUUCAGCUGGUGAGAAAGGCUUCACUGAAGCACAAAUUCGCGCAGAUAUGGAGCACAUCCAUAACCUGGUCAUCAUCGACAUUGCCUUUCGAGCUGGCAACGCAUACGUUUCCACUAACUCAGUCCACAACGCUCUAUUCGCUAGAACUUGCAUGAUGAGCAGAACCGCCUAUCGAGGUUGCAAGGUCGAAUUCUUCCCAGAUGAGUGUGAUGUGCCGUUGCCAGCUCGCGCAACCAUAGCAAAGUCACUGACUCAAGCACCAAUCGCAAAGAAAACGCCAUUCCUUCGCUUUCUGGAUGACGAUAUUACAACUUGA
Messenger RNA from Pseudocercospora fijiensis CIRAD86, 1068 nucleotides. RefSeq lists its product as uncharacterized. Bases 1 to 1068 code for a protein of 355 amino acids. The transcript is spliced from 6 exons. Lineage: Eukaryota; Fungi; Ascomycota; Dothideomycetes; Mycosphaerellales; Mycosphaerellaceae. The record is from RefSeq and is a predicted model, not a curated record.